GUGUCAUAUAAAAACAAGUGCAACUGUUUUACAGCACCUACACACAUUGGAUAAUACCACACUAGACGCCAACGGCCUGAGCGUAGUAAAGUUCUGUUCUGUUCUGUUCACGCGUGUGUAGAAACUACUCAGAAACACUUGCCAAGAAAAGUCACGUGAUAUGUCCCACCCUGUCUAGCGUGAAAAUAAUUUUGACAAGAUGGCGGACCAGUCGGUAGAGUUGACAGAUGAACAAAAAGAAGAAUUAGCAAAUAUUUUUGGAACGAUUGACGUUGACGGAAAUGGAUUUAUUGCACUCGAUGAACUGGGGGCUGCACUGGAAUGCUGUGGAAUCAAACACCCCGGGUACUACGUCCGAGACCUCAUCACAAAAUACGACAAGUCUAACGACGGAAAGCUUGACAUGUCGGAAUUUGCAGAACUGUACCGACAGGAGAAGCAGAAAGUGGACAUGGGGCUGAUGUUCAAGAAGCACGUCAGUAAAGCAACUAAAGUGAAGCACACCGGAGGAACAUCAGAGGUUUCGUCGGCAGGGACAACCCACAUGAUCAAAGAGGGGGAGGAGGUCGCCUUCACAGACUGGAUCAACAAAAAUUUGGAUGACGACCCAGACUGUAAAAAGUACCUUCCUUUGGACCUAGAGGGCCAAGCCCUUUAUAGAAAUGUUGGAGACGGUAUUAUUUUCUGCAAACUAAUCAACCAAGCAGCCCCAAACACAAUUGACGAGCGGACGAUCAACAAGUCAAACCUGAGUGUGUACAAGAAACAUGAGAACCUGAUGUUGGCGCUCAACUCCGCGUCCUCCAUCGGCUGCAGUAUAGUGAACAUCGGUGCUGAUGAUUUACACCAGGGGAAACCUCACUUGGUGCUAGGCCUUCUGUGGCAGAUCAUCAGGAUUGGUUUGCUAAGCGACAUAGAUCUUCAACAUCACCCUGGCUUGGUUCGACUGCUCAUGGAAGGGGAGACGAUCGAGGAUCUUAGAAAGUUGUCCCCCGAGCAGAUUCUUCUCCGGUGGGUCAACUAUCACCUGGCCAAUGCCCCAGAGACAGACCGACAGAUCAGCAAUUUCUCCGAAGACAUAAAGGAUUCCGAGGCUUACACCUAUCUGUUGCACCAAAUAGCACCGCGAGAAAAAGGUGUCCACACUAAUGCCAUGGUGGAACAAGAAUUAGAAAGCAGAGCUGAACUGAUGUUGCAGGAAUCAGAAAAACUUGAUUGUCGAUCUUUCAUUGGACCCAAGGAUGUGGUGAAAGGCAACCAGAAACUGAACCUUGCGUUCGUUGCCAAUCUGUUUAACAAUUACCCAGCCCUGGAGAAACCCGAUGAUUAUGCCGAGAUGGAUAUCAUCGAGGAGACGAGGGAGGAGAAAACUUAUCGGAACUGGAUGAACAGUCUGGGCGUGAAGCCGUUUGUCUCGUACCUGUACAGCGACCUCCAGGACGGCCUCAUCAUCUUUCAACUGUUCGAGAUAAUCAAACCAGGCUCCGUCAACUGGUCGAGGGUCAUCCAGAAAUUCAGCAAAAUCAAAGCCAACUUCCAGAAACUGGAAAACUGUAAUUAUGCAGUUGAGCUUGCCAAGGCUUUUGGGUUUUCCCUUGUUGGCAUUGGAGGAACGGACAUUCUCGAAGGGAAUCCAACGCUAACACUUGCACUAAUCUGGCAGCUGAUGCGAGCGUAUACUCUACACAUUCUUGCCAAGUUGGCAGCUGGUGGCGACAAGACUAUGAUUCUAGAGCAGGACAUUCUAGAAUGGGCAAACACUAUGCUGGCAGGAAAGAGUAAAAUAAACAGCUUCAGUGAUCCUAACUUGUCUGAUGGAGUCAUCAUACUGAACCUCAUCGACAAGCUCAAACCGGGCUGUGUCAACUUUGACCUCGUUAAAAAGGCAACCACUGUGGAGGAUAAACAGAAGAAUGCCAAAUAUGCCAUUAACCUUUCCUGGAAGCUCGGUGCUAGAGUGUACGCCUUGCCGGAAGACAUCGUAGAGUCUAAACCCAAAAUGAUCAUGACAAUGUUCGCGUGUCUGAUGACACGAGACCCGAAGUACAUGGGAAACAACAUGACGGGCGGACUGACCAAAUAGAGACUCUUACCUAACUGCUGCUUGCUAACAUACAUCACCACAGCUUUCUACGCUGAUACCUGUUUUUUGCAUCACAUUGUUGACUUAUUUUCGAACUACAAUCGCAACUUUGUGGAAAAAUCAAUCAGUUUGGCUUUUGUAAUAAGAGAAUAUAUGACAUAUAUAUAUAUAUAUAUAUAUAUAUAUAUAUAUAUAUAUAUAUAUAUAUAUAUAUUGUGACAUUAAAAUACAUUUUGUGUAGUUGUUAACCAUUAGAAAAGCCUUGUAGUUAAGUAUGUAAUAGUACUUUUGAAAACAGCCGAGUUGGUUGAUUUUCAACUCAGUUGAUUUGAGAUUUUUUUAUUUUUUUUAUUUUUUUUUAAAUUAUAUGAGACAUCAAAUAAUGAUUAACUGUUGAUAUAUUUAGAACUAAUUAAUACAUUAUAUUACACUGACAGAAAUAAUUCAAUAAUGUUUAAAAUACCUAAUAUAUUAACUUUGUGUUCCGACAAUAUUAACUGAUUAGUAAUUUGGGUUUUUUCAACUGUAGGUUAAUUUAUAAAACCGUAAUCAUAUUGUAACUUACAAAAACAUAAACCGUGUAUUAAAUUAAAUGUAUAUUAUAUGAAAAAUUAGUUUCUUACUUUAAAAAAAAGGUUUUGUGAAUCUUCUUGCAUAUUUGCAAAAGUAGUCCAAUCAUUUUUAUAUUAUACAUAAAAUAAUUUUAUUUUAUUGAAUGAAAUGCAAUUCAGAUAAUCACAAAAGAGGUUAAAUUUAGAAAUAUUGCAAGCGUUCAUCUUUAGAGUAAUUGUUAAAAAAAAAGAAAAAUUCAAAACGAUGAGUUCUGUUUUGCCAGUUUUAAUAUUGUGAAACAUACUGUUAAAUUUAAACUUAAUAUUUUUGUGAAUGUGUAGCUCAUUACAUUGUCAUAAACUGGAUUUUUUUUUCAUUCCUUAGUUGAGAUGCUUGAUGCAAAGCACAAAUUUUAGUAGCUAAGCCGAUCAUGUUUUAUUCUUCAACCUCAACUAAUACACUGUAGAACUGUUAAAAGUAUUGUUAUCGACUUAUACAGUAUCAUGUAUAGUUUUAAUUCGUUUGCAUAUCCAUUUAGCAGAGAGUGCAUAAUUGGACCAGCUAUUAACUUUUUAUAGCGUCAUUAAAGUAUGUGCCUAAGAACGUGUAGAGUAGAUGUGUACAUAGUAUGGGCUUUUGGAACAAACAAACAGAAAGAAAAGGGCUAUUUGUUUAGAAUCUGAUUGUCAAAUGCCUUUAAAGAAGAGGAACAGAACUUUUGUUAUGUUUUGUUACAAUUAUUUUUAUAUACGCGAUUUGCCCCCACUUUUCUGGGAUGUAUAUGAAAGAAUAUAUGUAUACAGAAUUUAGUGUGUUUUCUUUUGUCAAAUGAGUAGUUAUAACAUUGUAGGAUCAUAUGUGACACAGGCUUACAAAUUGAGGAAAUUAUGAUUUCUAGAUUUAACAAAUUAUUAUAUUGUAGGAUCAUAUGAGACACUAUCUUGGAAAUUGAUCAAAUGAGGAGUUGGAAAUGUUUUUGAUACAAGAAGUUAUAACAUUGUAGGAUCAUAAUAUGUAAUACAGGCUUGGAAAUUUGUAAAAUGAAGAGUUAAAAAGUUUUUAGAUACAAUAAAAUUGCUAAAAUGAGAAGUUACAAAGCUUUUGUAUACAAUACAAUUAGUAAAAUAAAGAGAAAGUUCCUGGAUACGAUAAAAUUGGUAAGAUGUUGAGUUGGAAAGUUUUAGAUCCAAUAAAAUUGGUAAAAUGAGAAGUUACAAAGUUUUUGUAUACAAUAUAAUUGGUAAAAUGAGAAGUUACAAAGUUUUUGUAUACAAUAAAAUUGGUAAAAUGAGAAGUUACAAAGUUUUUGUAUACAAUAAAAUUGGUAAAAUGAAGAGUUGGAAAGUUCCUGGACAAUAAAAUUGAUAAAAUGAAGAGUUAUAAUAAUUGUGGCUUGUAAAUGAUAUAUUUUUAGGAUUGGCUUGAGGCUUUGUUAGUUUGGUUGUGUUUUUGGAGCAGUGUAAAACAAGCUGUUUAGACUAGUGACACUGGCUCUUGGAGCACUUGGGGUGCUGUAAUUUACUUGCUUUGUUCACAUCAUAGUCACCAUAUAAUGUCUACAUCGUUCAGAUUUAUUUGCCUUGCAGCUAGGGAUUUUCUUUAUAACAUCGUCCAUUAUCACAAAACCAAGAAAAAUAAGAUAAAUGUGUUUAAGAAAUGAUAAAUAUAUUUUUAAAAUUACACAGAUUUUAUGAAGAGUUGUAGAAUUAUUCGUCCUAGUCAUGGUAUAAUGUCUGUAUCUUUGGGAUUAUUUGCCUUGCAUUUAGGAAUUUGUUUUUAUAGCAGAGUCUUGUUAGCACAAAACCAAAAAUAAAUUAACAAAUAUGCUUAAGAAAUGGAAAAAAACAUAUUUUAAAAAUUAGUAGUGAUUCUAUGAAGAGUUGUAGAAUUAUUCCUGUUUUUGCUUAAUUAUUAAGUUUCAUAUUUUAUUUAAAAUCAUUAUUUAGCAUUGACACAUUGUUUUUAAAACAUAAUUUUUUUUAAUAGAUUGUAUUUGCUACUAGUAAGUAAAAUUUCUUACUAAUAUUUAUUAAAUUAACGAGGUUUUUGUUUAUAUGAUGAAGCUUUACAAAAUGAAAGCCCCAAUGUUUAUUACUGCAGGCUUGUAGUGCUACAUACAUGGCAGUUAAUUGAACUACUAUUACAGCAUCAAGUUUUCAAGUUUGACUUCAUGUGUAAUGACGACAAGUUGAGUGCUUAUUUGUGAUUUCAUGGUGAAAUGUGCAGCAAACCCCCUCAGAGAUAAAUUCAUCAAAUAAAUGCUUGUCAUUCAGAAAUGGACAUGGUUAACAUACUGAAUAGCUUAUUCUGUAGGAUUAAAAUCUAAUGACCAAGGUAAUUCUUUUUUUUUAUAUAGUUUUCUCAUCUUGUCUUUUUUUCUUUUUAGUGAUGUAAAGCUGUAUUAAAAAAAAAAAAAAAAAUUAAAUAUAAAUAAUCUGGGUGAAAGUGAGUCUCCUUGUCUUAAACAUCUUUUCUGUUACCAAGAAAGGAGUUAAGAUCAAAGUGUAAACUUAGCAACAUAUCAGAACUUAACAAACCACUGUUUAGUUUGCAGGAAAGAUUAAAAGGUUUGUAGAAAUAAUAUUUUAUACUGAAAAGCUUGAGCAAGUGUUAACCUUUUUGUAAACUGUAUAAAUUAAUAAAUUAGUAUAUUUACUUUGCAUGUUACCUUUUAUAUAAUAUAUUGAAUUGUUUUGUUUGUUAACAGUAUUUUAGGGACAACUUUGGUAGCUAAGAUUUUAUUUAACCAUUUUUAUUACCAUCACAACGCGAGUAUUUGUUUUGUGGAAAGGCUUGACAGUAUAAAUCACAGCUUCAGUUAUAGAAAAUUAAUUUAAAUAUAUUUUUGAAUUAUUUCUUUAAACAUUUUGAUAAAUUCAAUUACUACUUGUUUAAUUUGUGGUCGAUAAUUUGCCAAUUGUCAUUCCAUAUACUUUUGAAUGUUAUGUUGGUUUAUAAAUAUUUUUACGGAUAAUUUAACAAAAGUGACAUUUCAUUUUGAAAUAUUUUCUUUAUGGUUUUGUUGAUAAUUUGUUACUUUGUGGGUCCAAUAUUGACAUGAGAAUUGUUACAUCCUUACUUUGCAAAAUAUGUUGAUGAUUUUUAAUUCAGAGAGAUCUUUGGUGUGUUUCUGUUGGAAACUAGUUUAUUUAUCAAAUACAUGUACUAAUGUGAACAAUGAAGGAGGCCAAUGUGUUGUCAGAUGCUUGAGAAUAAUUCUGGUGACUAGUUAGGAUAGAAAACCGUGCUCUAAAUUAAUAUGCACUGUUAGCUUAUUUGUGCCUUUAAAAUAAAUAUGUACAAGGAACGAAAUUGUAUUACAAUAUGAAAACGUUUCCACACCCACACGUCAAACAUGUCUUGUUUGUUAUUUAACUACAAUAAUGUGACGAUAAUCUCUUCAUACUGUGUUAAUUUGUAAGGCUUACUCCCAUUUGCUCGAAUUCCCAAUUGGUCGAACUGCUAAAACAACAACAUAUAUGGUUCAGUGGUCUUACUGACAUGCAUGUUACCUCAGUCAUUAUAAUGAACUGUUCCAGAUUAUUUGGAAACCGAUUAUUAUUGUAUAGAUGGUAUAAAUAUCGCUUAACACAUAAAGUAUGCAAAUAUCGAAAUAAUCCAUGUAGUGAAUGUCUGUAAUUUAUUAAAAUGAAAAUUAAUUAAUAAAAAUUUGUAUAAACAGUUUUAUUCACAAGAGGUCAUGGAGAAACUAUGAAAAUAUGUUUAUAUACGGCAGCCCGUUUAUGUACAUUGGCAAAUAAACCAUUGUGCGUCUAUAAUCAAAACUUGUAUAAACAUGAAGAGGCCAUGUUCAUUACAUACACAGGUAAUCAGGUAGUGGUUAUAUAACAGACGAGUACUUAUUUUUCCACCAAGUGGCAUUUCGACCAAUUGGGAAAAUGGGACACCAUUUUUAAUAUACCAAUAUUCCUGGCCUUUACUAUGAGUAUUUUUUACUUACAUUUUGCUUAAAGUUUGAGAAAUAAUUAUACAUUUAAGUAAUUUCAAUGCAUUGACAUAAAUGUAUCAAUACUGAAUACAAUUUUUGCAUUUUGCAGUUUCAUUUGAAUUCAUAAAAUUUCUGUUAGCUUACUAUUUACAUAAACUACAAAAAUCAGUUAACUCAUGGUUAAUUGUGAUAACUGUUGGGGUUUUUUUUGGAGGGGUUUCACAUGACAAUGUUUUUAUAAAACCUGUUUUGACUGUCUUGUACGUGACUGUCUAAUGUACGAGUCUAGCGAUGUGACUCUGUGGCUAUUUUCUAGCAGAAACACAGGAACCGUUAUGCAAUUUUUGAGUACCUUAACCAGAGCUUGAAAGAUGUAUGCAGUGUUGUAUUUAUAUUAAUAUCAAGACUUUUGAAAGGAAGAUUAAAUUUUUUAUAUAGAGGUCAUUAUUUAUAUUUUACAGUAAUUUCUAAUACAGACUUUAGUUGUUAGUAAAAAAAUAUCACACUCCUCCAAAUAGUUGGUACUAAUAGUUAAAGUGCAUUUGUUCCAAACGAGGGGCAUAGUGUUCCAUACCCUGCGGAUUGAUUUGACAACCUGAGGCACAAUCAGUCUCAAAAACAAGUCUUAAUAUCUUAUUUAUUUCAGCCUCAAAUAUUUCUAUGCAGAUUUGUAAUAAAAACAAAUAUUAAUUUUCAUUGCAAUGUCCUUUUGUUUUUGUUUUUUAAAAGAGACUGUUUCAUUUGUGUUUGAUAAUAUUUUGAUCUUUUAGUUUCUAUGUAAGUGAUCCACAUUCCAGAUGUUUACAGAGCAUUAUUGCCGAUGAUUACUCGACAGCUAUCAAAACAUUAAAUCGUACUUAAGACUGUUUUGUGUAUGUUUUGUUUUCAUUUCCUACAAUAUUUAGAUGUGGUGAUAUAUCGUUAAUUUCCACACUGAACUGAAUAAUUGAAUCAGUGAAUUCAAUCUUAAAAGAAACAUCAAUUAUUUAUUGUUUGAAUUUUAUAUCAAUAAAAAUGACUUAUAUUUUUAAGAAUGCUACCUUUUUCGUUGGAUAAAUUCUUAUUGCUAUGGAAUAAGGUGUUAUGUUGAUCAGAAUUAACGUUACCUACAAAAGUAAAUAGAAUGAGUGUUAUGUUAAAAAAAAACCUCAAAACAAUGAAUAGGCUGGACAGUGUUCAUUUUUGUAUCAAUAUUUAAACCACUAGGUAUGUGCUUGGUACACAAUGACAGUUGAGAAGUUGUGAUUUUCUAAUAAAAUCUGUGAAUAACAA
Messenger RNA from Gigantopelta aegis, 7856 nucleotides. Its product is annotated as plastin-3-like. The transcript has 14 exons. Lineage: Eukaryota; Metazoa; Mollusca; Gastropoda; Neomphalida; Peltospiridae. Gene Ontology annotation, biological process: actin filament network formation; actin filament bundle assembly. Bases 200 to 2083 code for a protein of 627 amino acids. The record is from RefSeq and is a predicted model, not a curated record. Gene Ontology annotation, molecular function: calcium ion binding; actin filament binding. Gene Ontology annotation, cellular component: actin filament; cytoplasm; actin filament bundle.